Acanthoscelides obtectus is the source of this 1718-nucleotide messenger RNA. The record is from the annotation of a GenBank genome assembly. NCBI's taxonomy places the organism in Eukaryota, Metazoa, Arthropoda, Insecta, Coleoptera, Chrysomelidae.
GCGAGAUGUAACUUCAUAGAAGCUCUGUUUAAUUAGAAUGAGAAUAUAAUUGGUGUUGUUUUGGAGUUGCAAAAUUGAAUUAAGUAAUGCUUUUGACAUCGGUAAUUCUAGUCAUCUAUUAGAUUUUCUCGUACAUUGGCCCUUUAUGACUGAAAUACUUUAAAUAAAACAGGUCGCGAACUGACCCCUGCAGCUGGCGAGUGUCAUUAGUCGCAACGUAAUGUUGUCGGAUGUUCUGUAAAGAUAUGGUUCCACAGAAUAUGAGAUAUUUCUCUGAAAUACUUGAGUUUAUGCGACUCGAGAGUUUACUCUCACACGAGACAAGGUGUCUCUGACAGCACUGUUUCCACAGUUAAUAAUCUGUAACUUAAACAUCCAAAGAUUGGUUCUUUCAUUGUUAAAUUAUUGUAUGUUGUGAAGUGAUUUUCAAGAUGGUAACUAAAAAGGAUAAAAGAAAAGCUGCCGCUUGUUAUUAUUACUUAACCGUUAAGUCCCGUCGUAGAAAUAGGAGGACUCAUAGAUAUUGGGUGAGAGAUUGGAUUAAAAGAAGGUCAAAUAAGACUAUAAUGGAAACAUUACUGGAAGAACGGGAAGAUCCGGAAUGUUACAAAAACUUUCUUCGAAUGUCCGCCGCUGAUUUUAAAUAUUUGUUGGAUAAAAUAAAAUUUGCAAUAGAAAAACAAAACACACAUAUGCGAAAUGCGAUUCCAGCAGCUGAAAGGUUAGCUAUUACUCUUCGUUUCUUAGCUACAGGAGACAGCUACCACUCGCUGAUGUAUUUAUUUCGCAUACCUGUGUGUACUAUUUCACGAAUUGUACCAGAAGUGUGCGCUGCAAUUUACAACGUGCUGAAAGAAGAAUAUCUACAAAUGCCUUGCACCGAGGAAGAAUGGCUGCAAAAGUCCCAACAGUUCGCAGAAAAGUAUAAUUUCCCACAUUGUAUCGGCGCACUGGAUGGCAAACACGUUCUUAUUAAAGCACCUAAGCAACGUGGAAGCUUGUACCACAAUUACAAAGGCACCCACAGUGUUGUACUUAUGGCACUGGCUGACGCAGAAUAUAAAUUUCAAUACAUUAAUGUCGGUUGUUUUGGACGAAUUUCUGAUGGGGGUGUUUUUAAUGCGUGCUCUCUAUCAAAUAAACUGGCUGAUAACAGUUUAGGUAUUCCAACACCUAGACCACUACCAGGUAGAACUAAACCAGUUCCCUUUGACCCUUUGUCAUAGUAGCAGACGACGCUUUUGCCAUGAAGUCUUACAUUAUGAAACCAUAUGCAUUUAGAAAUCUGCAUGGUGAACAAAGAAUAUUUAACUACCGACUAUCACGGGCACGCCGAAUAAUUGAGAAUGCUUUUGGUUUAGCUUCUGCUAGAUUUCGCAUUUUAAGAAGACCGAUUGAACUAGGAGUAGAAAAAUUUAUCCAUGUUGUUUCUGCAAUAUGUGUGCUACAUAAUUUCUUAAUGACACGGUCUAAACGACUUUACGCUCCUUAUGGUAGUUUUGAUGUGGAAAAUCACGAAACUGGCACUAUAGAACCAGGAGAAUGGAGACAAUCAACUCAAGGCCUGGUGGAUCUGCAUGUUAACCCACAUCUUCGGGGAAAUUUGGAAGCGAAAGAUGUACAACGGGAAUUUACAGAAUAUUUUCACCAGGAAGGAGAAGUUUCAUGGCAAUAUAAAUAUAUUUAGAAUAUUUAUUAUUAAACUUACCAAUGAAUCA